CGGCGCGGGCGGGAGGGCGCAGGGAGGCUGGCCGGGCGCGCACGCCGCCGGGCCGUAUCGCCGCCCCCGCCGCCGCCGGGACGGGAAGUGAGCCGCCGGGCCGGAGCGCGAGCCGGCCAGAGCGUGGGUCCCGCAGCCGCCCGCACCCGGGGUGAAGGAUGGCGGCCGCCAAGGUGGUUUUAACCAAGAGAGCUGAUCCAGCUGAGCUUAGAACAAUAUUUUUGAAGUAUGCAAGCAUUGAAAAAAAUGGUGAAUUUUUCAUGUCUCCCAAUGACUUUGUCACUCGGUAUUUGAACAUUUUUGGAGAAAGCCAGCCUAAUGCAAAGACUGUGGAACUUUUAAGUGGAGUGGUGGAUCAGACCAAAGAUGGAUUAAUAUCCUUUCAAGAAUUUGUAGCAUUUGAAUCUGUCCUGUGUGCCCCAGAUGCUUUGUUUAUGGUAGCCUUUCAGCUGUUUGACAAAGCUGGCAAAGGAGAAGUUACUUUUGAGGAUGUUAAGCAAGUUUUUGGACAGACCACAAUUCACCAACAUAUUCCAUUUAACUGGGAUUCAGAAUUUGUGCAACUACAUUUUGGAAAAGAAAGAAAAAGACACCUGACAUAUGCAGAAUUCACUCAGUUUUUACUGGAAAUACAAUUAGAGCAUGCAAAGCAAGCCUUUGUGCAACGAGACAAUGCCAGGACUGGAAGAGUCACAGCCAUCGACUUCCGAGACAUCAUGGUCACCAUCCGUCCCCACGUCUUGACUCCUUUUGUAGAAGAAUGUCUAGUAGCUGCUGCUGGAGGUACCACAUCCCAUCAAGUUAGUUUCUCCUAUUUUAAUGGAUUCAAUUCGCUCCUUAACAACAUGGAACUCAUUAGAAAGAUCUACAGCACUCUGUCAGGCAACAGGAAAGAUAUAGAGGUGACUAAGGAAGAGUUUGUUCUGGCAGCUCAAAAAUUUGGUCAGGUUACACCCAUGGAAGUUGACAUCUUGUUUCAGUUAGCAGAUUUAUAUGAGCCAAGGGGACGUUUGACCCUAGCAGACAUUGAACGGAUCGCCCCUCUGGAAGAAGGAACUCUGCCCUUCAACUUGGCUGAGGCCCAGAGGCAGCAGAAGGCCUCAGGCGAUUCAGCUCGGCCAGUUCUCCUACAAGUUGCAGAGUCGGCCUACAGAUUUGGUCUGGGUUCUAUUGCUGGAGCUGUUGGAGCUACUGCUGUAUAUCCAAUUGAUCUUGUAAAAACUCGAAUGCAGAACCAACGAUCAACUGGCUCUUUUGUGGGAGAACUCAUGUAUAAAAACAGCUUUGACUGUUUUAAGAAAGUGCUACGCUAUGAAGGCUUCUUUGGACUGUACAGAGGUCUGUUGCCACAGUUACUGGGAGUUGCCCCAGAGAAGGCCAUAAAACUUACAGUGAAUGAUUUUGUGAGGGAUAAAUUUAUGCACAAAGAUGGUUCGGUUCCACUUGCGGCAGAAAUUCUUGCUGGAGGCUGUGCGGGAGGCUCCCAGGUGAUUUUCACAAAUCCUUUGGAAAUCGUCAAGAUCCGUUUGCAAGUGGCUGGAGAGAUCACCACUGGUCCCCGAGUCAGUGCACUGUCUGUCGUGCGGGACCUGGGAUUCUUUGGGAUCUACAAGGGUGCCAAAGCCUGCUUUCUGCGGGACAUUCCUUUCUCGGCCAUCUACUUUCCGUGCUAUGCUCAUGUGAAGGCUUCCUUUGCGGAUGAAGAUGGGCACAUCAGCCCGGGAAGCCUGCUCCUGGCUGGUGCUAUAGCUGGUAUGCCUGCAGCAUCUUUAGUGACCCCUGCUGAUGUUAUCAAGACGAGAUUACAGGUGGCUGCCCGGGCUGGCCAGACCACUUACAGCGGAGUGAUAGACUGCUUCAGAAAGAUCCUCCGGGAAGAAGGCCCAAAAGCUCUCUGGAAAGGAGCUGGAGCUCGUGUAUUUCGAUCCUCGCCCCAGUUCGGUGUAACUUUGUUGACUUACGAAUUGCUACAGCGGUGGUUCUACAUUGAUUUUGGAGGAGUAAAACCUGUGGGAGCUGAGCCAGUUCCUAAAUCCAGGAUCAACCUGCCUGCCCCGAAUCCCGAUCACGUUGGGGGAUACAAACUUGCAGUUGCCACAUUUGCAGGGAUUGAAAACAAAUUCGGACUUUACCUACCUCUCUUCAAGCCAUCAGCAUCUACCUCAAGAGUCAUCAGUGAGGGCCCGUAGGAGGCCCAGCCCCGGCGAUGGCCGUGCAUUUGUUGGCACCUCAGCAAAACACGCCCGUCUCGGAGGGAAGCAGGGCUUCAUGCCUUUCACGUCCAUCUCUUGUUUAAAUUCAAGUCGAAGCUUUUUAUAACAUGAAAUCAUUCAUUUUCCAUGUGUUUUCUUAACCAGAUCAUUGUGAAAUUAUUCAUAAUUAUUCUCUGGGCCUCUGCCCAGAAACCUUUGUUUGUAUCUGACAAUUUUUGGGAUUUGGUCAACACUAACAUGAUUUGAGGAAGGAGCACGUUGGAAUAGAAAUUAAGACUCCCUUCCUUGAGUAGGGUUAUAGUCCCAAAGAGGCUACUAAAAGGCAAUCAUGGUGCUCAGAGCAAAGUGUUUCAUGUGUGUUUAAACUGGUAUGAAACUGGGUGCAUAUUUAUAUAAAUAAAAAACACUGGAAGAAAUGAAAAAAAUACAUAUCAGAAAUAGCCAGCCUGGCUUCAUAUUUUAAGCUUGCACAAAUUCUGUCUCUGGAUUAUAUUAUGAAGCUUUUAUGUGAAACAUGUUUUUUUGUAAUGAAAACCACAUUGGAGGUGUUUAGUAAUCAUAUUCUGUUACUGGUACUAGAACUACUAGUAAAAAGUCUUUGCACUUUAGGAAAGUGCGUUUGGCUUUUUAUUGUAUAGACAGAGAAACUGAAAUGUAGCCCCUCUCCUAGAAAUACUAGUUUUGGAUAACCACUCAUGUAAUGCACAUGUACUGAUUACUGCCUAUUUCAAUAAACAAUAUAGAAAAUGCAUGCACCCUGUUGCUGCUACCUGCCCUAAUCUUGCCACCCUCUAUAAUUGGCACCCAUUUGCUUUUAAAAUCCACUUGAUCUUGAAUCAUGUAAGACAAAUAUAUUCUAAUAUAAGUUUUUAUUUAAUUUGUGGUGCCUUGCAGAACGGUCAGAGGCUCAUGUGUUUGUGAAGGUGGAAAUAAACUAUUUUUAAAGCUA
This is a messenger RNA of Lemur catta (Ring-tailed lemur), 3162 nucleotides long. It is a transcript of the gene SLC25A13, whose product is annotated as solute carrier family 25 member 13. Gene Ontology annotation, biological process: aspartate transmembrane transport; L-glutamate transmembrane transport; malate-aspartate shuttle. Bases 159 to 2189 code for a protein of 676 amino acids. Gene Ontology annotation, molecular function: L-aspartate transmembrane transporter activity; L-glutamate transmembrane transporter activity; calcium ion binding. NCBI's taxonomy places the organism in Eukaryota, Metazoa, Chordata, Mammalia, Primates, Lemuridae. The record is from RefSeq and is a predicted model, not a curated record. The transcript is spliced from 18 exons.